Molecule: messenger RNA, 7293 nt
Organism: Arachis duranensis
Lineage: Eukaryota; Viridiplantae; Streptophyta; Magnoliopsida; Fabales; Fabaceae
Exons: 12
Coding region: 127-7293 (2388 amino acids)
Biological process (GO): signal transduction; defense response
Molecular function (GO): ADP binding
Source: RefSeq, a predicted model, not a curated record
CAGCUUCCGCUUAAUUUCCUUUCUCUCUUCACAAAGGGUUUCUUAAUUGAUGUUAUUAAUUAACUGUUUAGUGUUAACCACAACUCUUCUGCAGCAGAUACAUACACUUCUUCAAACUUCAAACAUAUGGCAUCCGCCUCUUCUUCCACCUCAAUCCCACCACCACGAUCAUGCACCUAUCACGUGUUCUUGAGUUUCAGAGGAGAAGACACUCGCACAGGCUUCACUGGCCAUCUCUAUGCGGCCCUCAACAGGAAGGGAAUCUCAACCUACAAAGAUGACCAAAACCUUCGGAAAGGCGGUGUUAUUUCAAAAGAACUCCUCAAAGCAAUUGAAGAGUCCAUGUUUGCCGUCAUCGUUUUCUCACCAGACUACGCUUCCUCCUGUUGGUGCUUGGAUGAGCUCCAAAAGAUCAUUGAAUGUAAGAACCAACUGGGGCUACAGAUCGAGGCAGUGUUCUUCGGUUUGGAGCCUAGUGAUGUGAGGCACCAAAGAGGAACCUUUGAGGAAGCUUUCAAGAAACACGAACAGAAACAUGACCGUAAGAAGGUCAAGAGAUGGAGAGAUGCGCUAACACAAGUUGCUGCUCAUUCUGGUUGGACCUCCAAAAAUGAAGACGAAGCAGUACUUGUGGAAAAUAUUGCUCAACAUAUAUUUGAAAUAUUGAUUCCUAAGUUGCCAUCUUCAAUGAAGAAUCUUGUGGGAAUUGAAUCAAGAGUGGAACAAGUGAUUACUCUCAUAGGCCUUGGAUUGAAUGACGUUCGCUUUAUAGGCAUAUGGGGAAUGGGCGGCAUGGGUAAGACCACUAUUGCUAGAGCUGUCUUUGAAACCAUUCGAUGUAGAUUUGAAGUUACUUGCUUUCUUGCCGAUGUAAGGGAGAACUGUGAGAAAAAAGAUAUUACUGACAUACAAAAGCAACUUCUUGAUCAAAUGAAUAUAAGUUCAAAUGCUGUUUAUAACAAGUAUGAUGGGAGGACAAUAAUUCAAAACUCUUUACGUCUCAAAAAGGUACUUCUUGUUCUUGAUGAUGUAAAUCAUGAAAAACAACUAGAGAAUUUGGCUGGGGAGCGAGCUUGGUUUGGUCCUGGAAGCAGAAUAAUAAUUACAACUAGAGACUUAGAGGUGCUAAAGGAACAAGAGGUGCAUGAAACUUAUAAGGUUGAAGGGUUAGUGAAAAGUGAAGCCUUUAACCUCUUUUGUCUGAAAGCCUUUAAACAGCUGGAGCCUACAGAAGGGUUUUUGGAUUUGUCUAAAGAAGUGGUCAAAUACAGUGGUGGUCUCCCAUUGGCACUUAAAGUAUUGGGUUCCUAUCUUAAUGGUAGACCUAUUGCGGUUUGGUAUAGUGCUAUUGAAAGAAUAAAGAAGUCUUCCCAUUCUGAAAUUAUUGAUGCUUUAAAAAUAAGCUAUGAGGGUUUAGAUGAUAUGGAAAGGAAUAUUUUUUUAGAUAUUGCUUGUUUCUUUAAAGGAUUCCAGAAAGAUUAUGUAACGGAGAUAUUAGAAAGAUGUGGUCAUGAUGCUGAAAUCGGUAUUGAUAUUUUGAUUAAUAGAUCAUUGAUCACUAUAGACAAACAGUUGGGGAUGCUUGAUCGGUUGAGGAUGCAUGAUCUACUUGAAGAAAUGGGCAAACAAAUUGUAAUUCAGAAAUCUCCGAAUGAUGCUUGUAAGCGUAGCAGAUUCUGGUGUUACGAGGAUGUUGAUUUUGUACUUACUCAAAAGAAGAAAACUAAAGCAACUCAUGGCAUCGUUCUACAUGAGUGGUAUAGCGAGACUGAAGUGAAUCAGAGAGAUUUAUCUUUCUCAAAAAUGUGCCAGUUAAAGCUUCUCAUUUUAGAUGGCGUGACAGCUCCCAUUCUCUGCGAUAUUCCUUGUACAUUAAAGGUAUUUCGCUGGAGACAUUGUCCACUGAAAACUCUGCCCCUUACAGAUCAUCAACGCUAUGAGCUUGUUGAAAUUAAUCUGUCUGAAAGCCAAAUUGUACAGUUAUGGGAUGGAAAGAAGAUUCUAGAAAAGUUAGAGCACUUGGAUCUGUCAUUGUGCGAGCAGCUGAAGCAAAUGCCAGAUCUUUCUGGGGCUCCCAAUCUUAAAACACUUUAUCUUUCGAGAUGCGAGGAGCUGGAUUAUAUUCACCCGUCUCUCGAACACCACAAAAGGCUUGUUGAAUUGAAUUUAGGAGAUUGUAAGAGACUUGAAACACUUGGAGAUAAAUUGGAGAUGAGUUCACUCGAGAUACUAGAUCUAUAUGGGUGCAGUAGUUUGAGAAGACUGCCAGAUCUUUCUGGGGCUCCCAAUCUUAAAACACUUGAUCUUUGGGGAUGCGAGGAGCUGGAUUAUAUUCACCAGUCUCUCGCACACCACAAGAGGCUUGUUGAAUUGGAUUUAAGUGGAUGUAGGAGUCUUGAAACACUUGGAGAGAAAUUGGAGAUGAGUUCACUCGAGAAACUAGAUCUUCAUUGCUGCAGUAGUUUGAGAAGAUUGCCAGAAUUUGGGGAAUGCAUGAAACAGUUAUCAAAAAUUAUUCUGGCAUAUACAGACAUAGAAGAGCUACCCCCAACGCUUGGAAAUUUGGCUGGCGUGUCUGAGUUGGACUUAAGUGGAUGCACCAAGAUUACUGAUCUUCUCUUAUCACUUGGAUGUUUCGUUGGCCUUAAAAAGUUGGUGUUACGUGGUCUUCGACACAAAACUGAUGGGUUAGAGUCCCUCACAGUCAGAGCUGAUUAUGAUGAUUCUGACAGCACAUCUAGAGAAGAGUCGACCCUUUCCUAUGAUAUUGCCCACUUAGCCUCGUUGACGCAUUUGAAUUUAUCUGAGAGCAGUUUUUUAAGAGUUCCAAUAAGUAUCCAUCAACUUCCCAGACUUACAUGUCUGAACGUAAGCUGUUGCGAUGAAUUGGAGGUUUUACCAGAGUUUCCAUCAAGUCUACGAGAAUUAGACGCAUGGGGUUGUGAUUCACUGGAUGCAUCGAAUGUUGAUGAGGUUAUAUCAAAGGCGUGUUGUGGCUUUGCAGAAUCAGCUAGCCAAGAUCGUGAAGACUUCUUGCAAAUGUUGAUCUCCAAGAUCUCCAUAGAUUUUGGCCUAAGGAAUAGGUCAGCCAAGGUGAACCUGAAGAUUUUUCUGAUUAUCAUUUUUUUCAUGCCAAAAUAUAAUUCCCCUUCAACUGAAACCAUUGCACUUGCUCUUUCUUUCCUAUUUGAUGUUGACAAAGACUCUGAAGAACAGCCUCCGGUGAUCUGCAACGGUAAAGAAUUCAUCAACGGGAGUUUAUUGAACAUGUCGCGUAGAGGAGAUAAUUUAUGCAUUGUCUGCGUGAAUGGUUACUAUUUUAGUGACUUGUUUUGCCAACACAAUCGCUUCCAAAUGCUAUUUUCCAGUAAUUAUGAAAUCCGAGUAAAUAGAUCUGGUGCACGUUGGGUGACUAAGCAAGACAUUCAAGAUUUCAAGAAAAGAAAAUCCCAAACAGGGAAAACAAAAGCAACUCUUGAACUGAACAUGGACAUCAUUUCACAUUCUUCACCUUCUAGGAAUAAGAUGCAGUUGGUUGACCCUCCAAUAGCUGAGAUAAUGGAUUUAUGUGAGACAAAUAUAUUUGAAGAUGAUGUGAUUGAUGAAGUGAUCAACUUCGGGAAAGAAGAAAGCCAUGAAGCAAAACUCCUGGAAAGCAUUGCUGAACACAUACAUGAAAAGUUGAUUCCAAAGUUACCAUCUUGCACAGAGAACUGUGUUGGAAUGCUAAGAAGGAUUGGUUUGGGUUCCGACUUAUGUGGAAGAAAUGAUGAUUUCUGGCAUGAUACUAUUAAUGAAAUAAAAAAGUGCAUGGCAAUGGCAUCUUUAGCUGCUGAAGCCUCUUCUUUCUCCACUCCUCCUUCACCAAGAUCAUGGACCUAUCACGUGUUCUUGAGUUUCAGGGGUGAAGACACUCGCACAGGCUUCACUGAUCAUUUAUGUGCCUCGCUUGAAAGGAAGGGAAUCACAACUUUCAAGGAUGACAAGGACCUUGAGAGAGGUCAAGUUAUCUCUCUUGAACUUCUCAGAGCAAUUCAAGAGUCCAUGUUCGCGGUCGUUGUUCUCUCGCCAAACUAUGCUUCCUCUGCUUGGUGCUUGGAUGAGCUUCAAAAGAUUGUUGAGUGCAAACACAACCUGGGGCUACAGAUUGUGCCUGUCUUCUAUGGUGUUGAGCCCUCUGAUGUGAGACACCAAAAAGGAACCUUUGAUGAAGCUUUCAGAAAACAUGAACACAGAUUUGGUGAAGGCAGUGAGAAGGUUAGAAGGUGGAGAGAUGCUUUCACACAAAUUGCUAGUUAUUCUGGUUGGGAUUCCAAACAUCAACUUGAGGCAAGAUUUGUGGAAAGCAUUUCUGAACACAUACAUAGAAAGCUAAUUCCGAAAUUGCCAUCUUGCACUAAGAAUCGUGUUGGGAUUGCUUCAAGGUUGGAGGAAGUGAUUAAUCUCAUAGGUAUUGGGUUGAAUGAUGUUCGCUUUGUAGGGAUCUGGGGAAUGGGUGGCAUAGGAAAGACAACUAUAGCGAGAGCAGUAUACGAAGCCAUCCGAGGUGAAUUCACCGUUUGUUGCUUCAUGCGAAAUGUUAGAGAGUUGUCUGCAAAAAAUGGUUUUGUUCAGUUGCAAAGAGACCUUCUUGCAUGUCUAAACAUAAGCAGCUAUUUUCAUGACAUAGAAGAUGGAAAAACAACGAUAAAAAGUGCUUUGUGCAAUAAGAAAGUUCUUCUUGUUCUUGAUGAUGUAAGUGAGCUAAACCAAUUAGAGAAUUUAGCGGAGAACCAAGAUUGGUUUGGACCGGGAAGUAGAAUAAUAAUCACAGCCAGAGAUAUGCACUUGCUAGAUAUACAUGGAGUCCAUGGAACUUAUGAAGUUAAAGGGUUAGAUCGAGAAGAAGCUUAUAAUCUGUUUUGUUUGAAAGCCUUUAAACAACUUGAACCUAAACAAGGAUAUUGUUCUCUGUCUAAAGAAGUUGUGAAAUAUACUAAAGGUCUUCCUUUGGCAGUUGAGGUUUUAGGUUCCUAUCUAUAUAGAAGAAAUGCUGACUUUUGGCAUAGUACCAUUAGAGAAAUAAUGAGUUUUCCACAUUUUGAAGUUCUCAAUGCGUUGAAAAUAAGCUACAAUCAUUUGAUGCCAACAGAGAAGAGUAUUUUUCUUGAUAUUGCUUGUUUCUUCAAAGGAAUGAAAAAAGAUGAGGCAAUACAUAUAUUAAGAAUUUGUGAUUUUUAUGUUGGAGUUGGAAGUGAUAUUGGAAGCGGAAUUGUUACAUUGAUUGAUAAAGCUUUGGUAACUUUAGAUCAGAAUAAUAAGUUAGAAAUGCAUGAUGUGCUUCAAGAAAUGGGGAGGCAUAUUGUGUAUGAAGAAUCUCCAUGUAAACCAGGCAAGCGUAGCAGGCUGUGGUCUAAAGAUGACAUUCAUCAAGUGUUGACAAAUGAUCUGGGAACAGAAGCAAUUCAAAGUAUGGUUCUAAGCUUUGGACAUGAUAAAUUUUAUUGGUUUCAGAGUAAGCCAAUCUCAGCACAUUGGAGCACUGAAGCCUUCUCAAAGACAACACAGUUAAGAUAUCUCAGUUUACCAUACAUGGAACUUCCCCUUGGCCUCAACCACUUCCCUAGUUCAGUAAGAGUUCUGCAUUGGGAUUUUUGUCCUUUGGAAACUCUCCCCUUGUUAAAUCAACAAUAUCAAGCUGUUGAAAUCAAAAUGCAACGUAGCAACCUUGAACAAGUUUGGCAUGGCAAAAAGUUUUUCGAAAAGCUGAAGUACCUGGAUUUGAGUAGCUCCCGGAACCUAAAGCAGACACCUGAUAUUUCUGGGGUUCCCAUUCUUGAAACAUUUGAUCUCCAAGGUUGUGAUAGCCUAACUGAGGUUCACAUAUCCCUCGUACACCACAAGAACCUUGUUCACUUAAAUCUAAGCUACUGUGAAAUGCUUAAAACUCUUCCAGGUAAAUUGGAGAUGAGUUCCUUGAAGGAGCUGAUCAUUGAGCAUUGUGAGAGUUUCGAAAAUCCCCCAGCGUUUGGAGAAUGCAUGAGAAAAUUGUCAAAGCUUUCUCUAAGCGGAACUCCUAUAGGAAAGUUACCCUCAUCACUUGGAAAUUUAGUUGGCCUUGAAGAUUUGAACAUAAAGGGUUGUGGAAAACUUGAUUCUGUUCCUGAUACCAUUCAUAGGUUAAAGUCCCUCAAGAACUUGGAUCUUGGCUCUUGUUUUAACCUUCAUGGAUUACCAUCUUCAAUUUCAAGCCUCCCCUUGUUGAGUAAUCUAAAUUUGAGUGGAUGUUACCAGAGUGAAAUAUCUUUCUCUCAUGAUCUAUUUUGCUACUUCCCAUCAUUGAUGCAUUUGGAUCUAAGUGGUCACUGGUUUGCUAAUAUCCCAAUAAGCAUUCAUGAACUUUCCAAGCUUAGGUCCCUUAAGCUAAAUAGAUGUGGUUGUCUUCAGUUUCUGCCAAAACUUCCAUCUAGUAUUAGAGAAUUAGAAGCAUAUGGGUGUAGAUCACUGAACAUACUUGAAUCCAAUGUUUUGUCAACCAUUUGCACUGCCUUUAAAUCUUCUAGUAGCCAGGAUCAAGACAAUCAAGGUGUGGUCUUGGAAAUGCUGAUCCCAAGUACCAAAAUUCCAUCUUUGUUUGUCAAUUAUUCUCUGAAUGGUAAUGGUGCAGCACAAGCACUAGUCCCAUAUCCAAGUGAUUGCCGUCUGAAUAAAAAUUUAAAGGGUAUUGCAGUAUGUUUCCUGUUUUAUACAACGUUUUGGGGAUUUGAUAAAUCAGUGAAGUUGAAUUUGUCUGUUAGCAAUGGUAAUAGGUGCAUCAUUCCUUGGAGAACAUAUAGAAUGUGUGAUGGUUAUCACCUUUACAUUCUCUGCUUGACCAAUGAUUACUUCAGGGGAGAAUUUCACCGAGAUAUGGGGUUUAAACUAUUGCUUCGGCCGGAGGUUGAGUAUGGGGAAUUUGAUUCUGAAGAGUUCGAAUAUCUUCCUUGUUAUCAUGCCAAAGUAUUGAGCACUGACUGGGCAUGCAUCGAGGAUAUUGAAGAUUUGAACAAAAGUGGGAUUGAAAGGCAAAAGAAUGAAAGACAAAGUCUGUUUGACUUGAACAAAAGCACUGAGAUAAUGGAUAUAUGUGAGGCAAACAUAUUUGAAGAUGAUGUGAGUGAACUGAACAACUUUGGCAGGGAAGAAAGGAAAAAUAAUAUGUUGCUUAAUGAUAGAGGAGAGUUUAUGUUAUCUGAUUACUGGGAAUGUGUUUCUGUGUUAAAUUGCGGGUUUCAAAUUGUGAAUAUGAAAAAAGAUGGGUGGGGAGGAAUAUGA